AUGGUGAAAGCCAUUCCAUGCUGUGGCUUUGCUUUAAGCGAAGCACAGCUGGUUUUUUGGCUUACCAUAGUGCAAAGUGGGAGUUUGGAACUGCACUUCUUGGAAGCAGAGGGAAAGCUGUCAACUCAACUCCACAAUGUGAGUGAUGACACAGGUUUAAGAGAGUCAGCUCUUAAACACCACCACAUGUUGUUUGCCAACUUCCAAGGAGGCACUGUUGGUCGAACGUACCAUUCAGUGCGGCGGUGGAGGGGUUGGAAUCCGGUUCCGGAAGCAGGAGAGUCAACCAACGAUGUUCUGCUGGAACACGACGUUUCUUCGGUCUUUGGCAUUGGACAACGUAGUCACGACUACGUUUGCAGUCAAUCCGACAUGCCAAUGACCUGA
Messenger RNA from Durusdinium trenchii, 387 nucleotides. Lineage: Eukaryota; Dinophyceae; Suessiales; Symbiodiniaceae. The record is from the annotation of a GenBank genome assembly.